AUGGCGUCGACGGAGUCAACAGCUGAUCUUGAGGAUCAGGAAAAUGUUGGUUUCGUGCCGCAGACUGAUGGCCGAGCAUCGUCACAUGGAGGUUACCAAUACCAGCCGCUUGGAGAGAGUGCCGGUGAGGUUACGACAGCCUUGACUCCACCUUGCGCUUCCUGGAGUGGCUUCGUUUUUGGUUGUCUUUUCGGCGGAGCUGUCGCAGCAUGCCUGCUCUGGUACAGUCAAAGCCCUCCGUCGACAUCCGCAGCUGCUUGCCGCGGCGCAGGCUGCGAACAUUUCGACUGCAGCAAGGAUGCAGACGAUUGGGUCGCGCGGUGGUCGGACCGAAAGAAGCUCUUUUGCUGUGGAAUGUCAUGCCUUUCGCUUGAAGCGAAGGAGCGGGCGUCCGAUGGCCAUGUUGGGCGGCUAGCCCUGCCUAGUGCAGCUGCAUCCAUGGCAACCGCAAGUUCCAGGACCGUCUUCACAAGCACGGCUGUGCCCCAUCCAUUGCUUGCAAAUCCAAUUCCAACCACAACGACCACGACCACAACGACCACGACCACAAUGCUCACCCGCACCACCACAUUCACUACAACGAUCACCCGCACAUCUACCACCAGCCUAUCUACAACCAGCACAUCCACCAUUCACAAACGGCAGGGGCUGUCGCUGCCUGACCCAGUGAGUAUUCCAGAAGAUUCCUCAUCUCACAUGCUGAAGCAGCAAAUCCAGAAGCCGCUGGGGCUGCUGAAAGGCAUCAGCUACUGCCCGGUGCCCACAAGAAGCGUGCAGUCGCUGUCAUUCGACGACUGGUUUUCGAGCAGCUCAAAGCCUUUGUGGGGUCCUUCUGGGCGCGGGGAUCUGCGCAUCAUGCGAUCUCUAGGUGCAAAUGCUGUUCGGCUCUACGGAAACGACCCGGAGCUCAACCACCAGGACUUCCUUGACGAAGCGCAUCGGCGCAACCUCAAGGUCAUCCCUGGGAUGAGCGACUACCCUUACUCUCAGGACCCGGAGAACAGCUGUGUGGCAUCUGCGUACAACUGCUUCAGCCAGAUCAAGAAGCAGUAUGUGCAGAUCUUGAAGGGGGGCUUCCUCAUUGAGAAGCAAUACCACCCAGCUUUGCUCUACUUUAUUUUGAUAAACGAGCCAGACCUCAAGACGCCGCAGACGGCAAAUAGCGUGCCACAGGAUGCAAACAAGCUGGCCAAAGCUAUUGUCAGCGCCUUCGAUGCAGUCCUGGAUGCGGAGCUGGAGGCUGGACUGGAGGGACCCGUGAUCAACUUCACAGCCACGUUCUCCUAUGCCAUUUGCAGCGCAUGUGCUUCAGAGAUACCAGCAUUGGGGCAGAUGCUACUCAUCGAGGAUGCCAUGAAGCACCCGGAGAAGUAUGGCUACGAGCCCAAGCAUGAUCUCUAUUUGGCGUAUCGCCGAAGGUGGAUCAACAGCUUCAACACUGCAAAUGGUGCAGCUGACCUGCAGGACAACUUCUUCGAACACUAUGUUAGGUCCUUCACGGGGACUCCGAUUUUCAUCGGCGAAUACCACCAGCCGGGCGAGCCUGUGCUGCAGCAAGUCAAGGAUAUUUUGCAGUUGGCUCACAAAUUCCCGCUCUUUCUCGGCAUCUCCUUCUUCGAGUAUCAGGUGGCCUACUGGAAGGGAGGCUCAGAAAUGGCCUUCGGCCUGUUUGACCUGGGCGGCUUUCCCAUUAGCACUGUGCACUACUUGGACGGAAUGAAUUACACCGUCUGGUGCUUGCAGCCGGCGAUGCUUGGCAGCUCGCUGCCUGAGGCACUUGCGCAGGCCUAUGGCGGAGUCGCCCCAGAUGUGCCGGAGCUGUGCUUGCCGCAGCCGGAGUCGGUGCCCCUGUCCACUUUGGGCUACAACCUCAUCGUGGCAAUGCAAAGCGUGAGCAAACUUAAAUAUUUUCUGCGGCGCUUGGUGGCGCACCUUGGUGGCGAUGUCAUCGAGGAAGAUGGCUUUACCUCCUUUGCCAUCGCGUAUAUGCACGGCACAGGACCUGGAUAUCAGUUUGAAGAUGUGGUGAAGGACUUGCAGGACUCGCACCAGCCGCCCCCUUGGUUGGAGCUCAGUCAAGUUGCACGCUGCGUGGCUGACCGAAAUGCCACGACGAAGCAAAUCGAGGCUGCCGUGCGCUGGGGCUGCAAGCACCUGCCUGCGGGCGUCAGUUGCGACAAAAUGGGCAGCUGCAAUGCCAGCCACCUAUGCCGGGGUGAUUGGGUUUUCAGUCGAUAUUAUCAGCACAUCGAUGAAAAGGUCGACCCUUUGGCGCAAUGCAACUUCGGUGGCGCAGCAAUCUACGCGAGCCCCAAGCUCUACCACCAAUUGGCCUCGGAGUGCGUGCUUCCGUGCUUCAGCGCAGAUGUGUGCUGCUGGGGCAACCACUCGGCCUGCUGGCAGAAUGGGCAGAGCUACGCCGCCUGCUGCGGGGACUUCGAGGUUCAAGACCUUCGCGAAGGUCUGGCAACCUUGGGAUAUGAGGAGCUGGAUGCCGCCGCAGUCGCUCAGGCUGCGCUGCCACUGAGUGCAGGCAUGGACGGUCUUGACUUUGCGAUUGGCGGGGUCAUGUCUGAGCUGGCGGUCGAAUGCACGUCUCCGCUCGCCUUCUUCCAGCGCGCUGCGCCGGCUGCUGCAGCUGCUUCCAGGGCCGCCGCGCAUGCAGCACCCGAUGAGGGCGUGGUGCUGUUCAUCAUGUCGGCACCUGGCCAUUUUGCACGAAGGCAAGCGCUACGGCAGUCACAGAUGACUGCUUGGGAUGGCUGCGAGGAGGUAAGGUAUUCCUUCGUGAUGUGUGCGCCAGACGAGCUGCACUCAGCGCGGAUCCCUGGCCUGGCCUCGCAGCUGUCAGAGGAGCAGCAGACCUUCGCGGACCUGCUGGUCCUUCCCUGGCUGGAGGAUGUGUAUUGGGGCUGGCAGCACGCGGCCAAAACCUUUCUGGCGCUGCUGGCUGUUCUCAUGCGACGCCCACAGGCGAGACACUUCGCCUGUCUCCACGACGACGUAUAUGUGCACUUGCCACGGCUGGUGGAGCUGCUGAAGGGGCAGAGAGGCGAGGGCUUGUACCUGGGCAACGCCUACACUGGCCAUGACUUUGUCGGGCACAGCAGCGAGGACGGUGCACAGUACGAGGCGAUGCACGGGCACCGGAAAAUGCCGGUGGUGAUGAAGGGCGGCCUUUGGGUGUUGGACCGCGUGCUUUCGCGCUGGGUGGCAACUGCCAUGAGCGGCCCAGCUGCUGUGGUUCCGUGGCGCCUUUGGCCUUCGGACGAUGACUCGGUGGGCCUAGUCUUUGGGGAGCUGCAGAUCCAUCGCCAGCAUUCUCUACGCCAUGGGCGGGAGUGGUUUGACUGGCGGCUUGGGGAUCACUGCGACGGUGAACACCUUGUGGUGGCCCACGACCUGAAGACGCCUCGAGAGCUGUUUGAGAUGUGGGUCAGGCAGCUGGCCUUUGGUGAUCCUUGCCAUGGCUCAUCACCAGGGUUGGUGAGAGAGACCUCCAGGCCAGAAGACUUUGUCAGCUGA
Messenger RNA from Effrenium voratum, 3525 nucleotides. Lineage: Eukaryota; Dinophyceae; Suessiales; Symbiodiniaceae. The record is from the annotation of a GenBank genome assembly.